Molecule: messenger RNA, 13511 nt
Organism: Coturnix japonica (Japanese quail)
Lineage: Eukaryota; Metazoa; Chordata; Aves; Galliformes; Phasianidae
Gene: GBX2
Product: gastrulation brain homeobox 2
Biological process (GO): regulation of transcription by RNA polymerase II; regulation of nervous system development
Cellular component (GO): nucleus
Molecular function (GO): DNA-binding transcription factor activity, RNA polymerase II-specific; RNA polymerase II transcription regulatory region sequence-specific DNA binding
Source: RefSeq, a predicted model, not a curated record
GGGGCGGGGCGGCGGGGGGCGGCCGGCCCCGAUGUGCGGGCGGCUGCGGCCCCGCUCCGCCCCGGCUCGGCCCCACGCGUGGGCGCUGCGCGGCGCUGAGCUGCGGGAGCCGGAGCCCGAGCAAGAGGAGGAGGAGGAGGAAGGUGGUCGCCGCUGCUCCUCCGCCGGCCCGGCAUGAGCGCGGCUUUUCAGCCCUCGCUGAUGAUGAUGCAGCGCCCGCUGGGAAGCAGCACGGCCUUCAGCAUCGAUUCGCUCAUCGGCAGCCCCCCGCCGCCCGCCCCCGGCCACUUCGUCUACACCGGCUACCCCAUGUUUAUGCCGUACCGGCCCGUCGUGCUGCCCCCCCCGCCUCCCGCGCUGCCUCAGGCCACCCUGCAGCCGCCGCUGCCCCCCGCGCCGCCCCCGCCACUGCCCGCGUUGCCCGGAGCCUUCUGCCCUGGGCUGGCUCAGGGUAUGGCUCUCACCUCCACGCUGAUGGCCGCGCUGCCCGGCUCCUUCCCCGCCUCCCCUCCGCGCCCCGAGGCCGCCAGGAAGUUCGCCCCCCCGGGGAACUUCGACAAGGCCGAGGGACUGCCCACCCCGGACGGCGGCGGCGGCGGAGGAGAAGACGGCAAAACCGGGGGGGGGCUGCUGCCUUUCCCCGCUGCCGACGCCGUGCACGCAUCGCUGGCCGGGGCCCUCCGCGGCGGCCCCAAAGACGAUCCCAAAGCGGAGGAGGAGGCGAAGGGCCGCGAGGAGAACUUCUCCAUGGACAGCGACCUCGAUUACAGCUCCGACGAGAACGGCCCCGCGCCGGCGGCCCCGCGGGAGGAGGACUGUGGCACCGCGUUGGAGGAGAAUCCCCCCAGCGCCGCCAACGCCGCCGCCAACGCCGCGGCCACGGGGAAGAGCCGGCGGCGGCGCACGGCCUUUACGAGCGAGCAGCUGCUGGAGCUGGAGAAGGAGUUCCACUGCAAGAAGUACCUGUCGCUGACGGAGCGCUCGCAGAUCGCGCACGCCCUGAAGCUGAGCGAGGUGCAGGUGAAGAUCUGGUUCCAGAACCGACGAGCCAAAUGGAAGCGGGUGAAAGCGGGCAACGCCAGCUCCAAGGCUGGGGAACCAUCUCGGAACCCCAAGAUCGUGGUCCCCAUCCCUGUGCACGUCAGCCGCUUCGCCAUCAGGAGUCAGCACCAGCAGCUGGAGCAGGCGCGGCCCUGAGCGCCGCUGGGGGGGCACAAAGUUGACAAACGGGGUUUUCGCCGGACCCGCUCUGAAAAGCGAAACGAACGACAGAAACCAACCCCCAAAAAGAACACAAAACAACCUAAACAAACACCUCCCUGCCCCCCCUCUUCCCCCUCUUCCCCCGCUAAAUCAAUCUAGAAGAGACGCGACCCCACCAGCGACCCACGAGCGAUACGGCAGAGCCCCACGCCGGCAGCGAGCGGCAGAACUGAAGGCUGAACGCCGCACGGAGCGGGGCUGGGAGCCGGCACCGCAACGCCCCGCACCGCCCCGGGGUAACGGCGCCGGGAUGAGCCGUCGGUGCGGGGCCGCCCCUCGCAGAGCCGCGAUGAGAGGAGAGAGAGAGGGAAGUGGGGGGGGGUGGGUGGGGAGGAGGACGGACGGACGGACAGACGGACACCGAGGAAAGCACGAAUUCAGCGUUGUGGUUUAAUUUAUUUCGAUGUAGCCCGUUUCCUUCUAAGUUAUGAAAUUUAAGGAGCCAACUCCCGUCUUGUGAAUAAAAGCCGACAAUGAAACAAAAAGGCGCACACACACACACACACACACACACUAAAUACCCGCAUCCCCCCUCCGUUCCCCCCUAUUACCCUUCGCCCCGGCUUGGGCGCUGCUUUCUUUUCUGGUUCUCCCGGAGCGCCGCGCGGAGCCGCAUCCCCCCCAACCUCCUUAUGGGGUUCGUUGCGACCCCCGGGGGGGUUAUAUCCCCUAUUCGGAGGCGAGGGGGAUUGGGAGGGGGAGCGCGGAUUUGCCGGAGGAAGAAAAAAAAAAGCGAGAAAACGGGGGAAAAAUGGACAAAAAUUAAUACUAAAGCCGGGGGAGAGGAGGAGAAACGGGGUUCUGCGGCAGCAUCGUGUACUUCGUUUUAUUUGGUUGGUUUGGUUGUAUUUUGGGUUUGGGGUUGUUAUUUUUUUCCCCUAUUUUUUUUUUUUCACGCGUUUUUAACGCCCACCGUUAUCCGGGACGGUCGCAGCUUUUCGCUCCUUUCGUUUCGUUUUGGGACCGUUCCUGCGCGGGGCUGGGACACGCGUGAAUCCCCCCGCGUGGGUCCCCUCCGCUCUUCAUUUCAUUUCUUUCCGUACGGUCGUUGUUACCGAGAACGGACGGAAAGGAACCGCGACCCCCCCCCGGGUGAGGGAGCGCUUUGGGCAGCGGCCGCGGAGGGCGGUGGGGGGCUGGGGGGGUCCCCUCGCACGGGAAGCGGGGCUGGGGGCGGAGGGGCAGCCCCGGGCCGGGCCGGGGGAGGUAGGAGAUAAACAACGCGGGGCUGAUGGCUGUCAUCAUCGCCAUCAUCGCGGUUUCAUUUGGCUGCCUAAUGAGUCAGAGCGCGGGCAGAGAGAAAAAUUGUCAAUCGCCCGGGCUCUAAUGAAUUUUUUUGCAAAUUGUAAUCAAGCCAGGCCGUCUCAGCUCGCUGAUUAAUGAGACCCAGGAGGCCCGGCCAGCACCUCGGCUUUUUAUUCCAUCCCGUCCUCCCCGCACUAAAUUAACAGCAACUUGUCUGAGCUUCAAAUUAACUCCCAAUGAUUAAUUCUGAUGGGGGGGUCUGAAGAAUAGCUCGUCCUAAUAGGCGCUGGCCUCUGAUGCUGUUUGAAAUUAAUACACUUCCCCUUUGGCUGCCGGCUUUAAUCCAAGGUUGGGCUUUGACAUCACUCUAUUUGUUGUUCCAAUAAAUUCCUCUCGCAUCUGCAGAUCAAAUAAUUGAGCCGUGCGGGGAGAGCUGCCCCACGGCCCCGAUACAGAGGGAAGGAGAGCAGCCACCCCGGGAGAGGGGCUGUGGGAUCCCCCCCUCUAUGUGCAAUGUUAUAGAUUGUAUGUCGUAUUUGUGCUGCGUCCAUCAGCAGGAAGAUGCCCUCUCUGCUGCUCUCCCUUAAUGAAGCCGUCACUGCUUUUCACUGCUACCCACCCCACACACCCCCCCCCCAGAUCAGGAGGGGGUCCCCAACCCUUCGGGGGUGCCCGGCUGCCUCCCCUCUUGUUUCCCUUUGCAUGGACCUAAUUGGCGUCAUUAUUUCAGCUGGGGCCGCCGGGGCUCUGUGCCUUCUGCCUGCCGACUUCAGCCUGAGUGUGCAGGAUGGGGAGUGGGGGCUGUCCAGCCUGCAGGAGCCCCCGGGUGCCCACAUGGGGCUGCAGAAGCUGGUGAGGGCAUCAAAACUGAGCAACCCCCCCCCCAUCCCCAAGAGAUACGCAUUGAACCCUAUGGGGGAUCCCGCUGUGGGGUCAGCUCCCAUUCAUGGGGCUCAGUCCCAUCCUCACCCACAUCCCUUUCGGGCUGGCAAGCAGCAGUGGAUGCAAAGCACUCCGUCGCCUUCGUAAAGCAGCAGGCACCCCAACGUGCAAAAGCAACACUGUGAGCAGGAAGACAACCUGUAUGAAUUAUAAAUUGCUUCUUAAAGCCCGAUUGCGGCUCCAAAACACUCAGAACUGUGUGUGGAUGGGAUGCAGCAGCUCGGAGAUGAGGAAAUCCUGCCGGGUCCAGGACAAAUUCCCCCCUAGAGGCUGGGGUCCUGCAGCCGAGCCCCAAUGUCCCCUUCUGCCCCCCCGGCUGCCCCUCGCUUGCUCUUUUCUCCCUCCCGCUACGCCCGGCCCAUAGAGAGCCUUAAUCUAUUUAUUUCGAGCCACUUCAUCCUCUCUCCAGCUUUUGUCCCGGCCUCAGCCUCCGGCUUUGUGGCAGGGCCGCUGAGGUUCUCAAAGCCCCUUCCCCUAUAGUUUGAGGUCUCCUUGCCUGCCUGAAUUACAAUGGAUAAAACAGGAUUACACUGACCCGAUCCCAUCGUGCCCUCCCUCCGGCUCAGCAAAGCCGCUCACAGAACUUUCCUCUGGCUCUGAGCAGCCCCGGUCGGGCUCAGGCGUUCCUAAAGGACAGAGGGAUAGUUUGUAAUGCUCCCAUCCCAUCAGUUAACAGAGCGAAAGAAGAACUCGGGGCUUGGGCUCUUCUGAGCGAUGCUGCGGCUGUGGUCUGAUAGUGCCUAUCAGGAUACUGCCACCCCGAAUAAAAGGGCUGAUUUUAAGGCACGCAGCUGCAUUCCUUUCUUUUUCCCAUCGAUGUUGAGCUCCGAAGCCCACAACUGCUCUUUCUCCCCCUCCCCAAUUAUUUUCAUAUUUCAACAUCUCCAAAGCGGCAAUAAGUUCCCGCGAAAGAAGGGUAAUAGGGAGGCUCUCUAAGAGAAAUUGUUAAUUUGGGAUUUAUAAAGGACUUUCCUUAAUGAAUAAUAGUUGAGAUCGAUCUGUCUUCCUGCCUCAUUCUGCAAAGUAACAUUUGUAAAGCGAGCUGAUCCCAAUUACUCCCUCUAAUAACCGUCUCUGUUCGGUGAGCGGUCUCUGAGGGAUCGUGCAGAAAAGCCCCUCUCCCACGGUGCUGCCUUUUUUGGGGUCCCCCAACCCUAUGUUCCCCUUCUCCCUGUAUGGCACAGCUCUCAGACCCCUCAGGAGGGAUGCUCGGUCCUGGGGCUGCACUCCUCUGUGUGGCUGCAGGGAGAGAUGCUGCAGCCAAGUGUGUGUUUGGUUACGCUAAGAACCUUCUCCGGCCGCUUUGCCAUUUCUUCUCUUUCAUCUCACCCCAUACUUGCAAAAUAAAUACCCCCUUUGUAAUGCCUUCGUGUGGCCAGAGGGAGCUGAGAAGGGGAUGCUCCGGGUGCUGGAGAUGGGGAAAAUCCCAUCAUAUUUGCUCACCUGGCAUGAACCUCAGCGCAGCAGCCAAUAAAUAAAUUGGAACCAUCUCCAGACCUGAUUAGCUUGCUAAUUAAGCUCCGUUACAGGGAAAUCUGCAGUCCAUCAGCCUGCCCGUUACCAGGUAGAUGUGCAGAGCAAUAGACGAGCUGCAGAGGAAGGGCUGCACCAAAACCUGCUUUCACAGUGCCCAGAGGAGCUCACCCAGAUGGGGCAGCUGACAGCCUCUGUGUCCCCAGGGCCACCCUUGCUUGUGCCAGGGGCACAGGUUGGAUAUCAGGAACAAUUUCUUCUCACAAACCUCAGGAGGAGCGGUGCUGCAGUGGCACAGCUGCACAGGGAGUGCUGGGGUCACCAUCCCUGGAGGUGUUCAGCAGCCAUGGGGACGUGGCACUGCGGGAUGUGGGCAGUGGGUACACUCCUCUGAUCCCUUUGGCUCUCCUCAUCCUCUCUUUGGCCAACACAAGGAGACUCCCUGGCUUAAAAACAAACAGAUCCAGAAAUGGUGGAGCGCUGAUUGGUCAGGGCAGUAUGCAAAUAAAUAAGUGCUAAUUGCUGGCAGCAGCGUUGCAUGUCAAGUGCAGUUAUUGUGACCACAUUUAUUGGCCAAUUAAGGGCUUUACUGGACAUUAGGCGAGAUAAAUUACUGCCUGGUGGGUUUUCCAGUCCUAUCACUGAUACAAAGUGGUUUGUGGUUUUCCUACGGCACGUUCGGUGGUUUCCCCAGCAGUAAUUGCAUUUCCCUCAGCCGCUGUGCAGUCCCUUCCUGGUAACUCAUGCAAGCUGUGCACUGUAAAGCCAUGUUCAGCUGCCCAGAGAGCUGUGCGUUCCUCCUCCCAUCCCUGGAGGUGCCCAAGGCCAUGGAGAGAAGCACCUCAUGGUGAGGAUCUCUGAUCAAUUCGAGUCUCCUCUUCCUGAUUUUAUGUGACUACAAGGGCUGCUCUGAAAGUAAUACCUCCUGUUUUAUCAUGUCGGCCCACAGUGUCAGAGGUAGAUGCUGGUGGUACAGCAGUAGAGGCUGAACCUUCCCACUGUAUCCCAUCAUGUUUUAUUACUGUGUGACAGACGACAGCAGAGGGGCAGGCUGACAGAAUGGCGUCUGACAUGGAAGUGCACAGGAAGCAAAGGUGUGCCACUGAAUUCCUCCGUGCAGAACAAAUGGCACCCACUGACCGCCAACGCUUGGUGAAUGUUGAUGGAGACCACACAGUGGAUGUUACCUAUAACACGGUGAGGCGGUGGGUGGUGCGUGGCCAAAAGUGAGUGAGAAACAGCACAACAGACAAGAGCACGGUUUUAAACGAGAGCUAACAGCAUGCAGUACCUCCAGUAUAGGAGUCUUCAGGCUCCAAAGCAGGUUUCUUGAGCAAUUGCUCCCAGGAUCCAUCAAAGCAAAGCCUUUGUAGGUAUGGGUGGAAACACACAGCAAGGCCUUACGGCAGUCUGGUCCCCACAGUAAUUACUGCUUUGUUCUUUAAAAAAUAAAAGAGAGAAAGAAAAGGAAAAAGAAAAGAAAAAAAGGUGGGGGUCCCCCUGCUCCUAUUAUUGGAGGCAAUAGUUUUCCUUCACAAUCUCUUUCCGACCUCUGUUGCCUUCUAGUAGAAUAUUUCCUUUUCUUCCCAGGCAUCUGUGAGUGCCACCAGCUGAGAGUGUUCCAGGGGUGCGUGGGGGUGGGUUUGGGGUAGGUGAAAAAUGAAAUGAAAGAACUGUAAUGCUGCUCAGCAUCCCCCCACCCCCCCAGAGCCUGCAUCUCCCAUGGGCAGCUGGGUCCCAGGAGGUGGUUAGUGGGAGCAGGCAGCCAUGCCCAUCACCAAAUCAAACACUGCACCCCCCCUUACAAGGACUGGCUGAGCAAAGCGGUUCCACACAGCUUUACACAGUGAGGAAUCCAAAACGAGCGCUCGCUUUCCAAGUCCCCAUUGCUGAUUAAGAAAGGUAGAGCACAAAGCACCCACCUCCUGCUUGGGUGAUGGUUUGACACACGAUGGGGUUAAACAUGGUGGAAAACCUUGCAAGAACAAAGCGGUGCAGUUGCUGUGUGACAGAACAGUGAUAUAGACCCAAAAUACACACACACACACACAAAAAAGGGGGGGAAAAAGACAACAAAAAAACCCACCAGCCGUCCUGCUGUUUUUCAUCGCACACUGGAGCGCUGAGAAUUUAAGAGCAGGAGAGGAAAGAGGAAAACUCACCAAACCCCAAUUGGGCUCCAUGUGUUGGUGAUUGGAGCAGGAAAAGACCAUAGAAUCAUAGAAUCCAUUCACCUGCCCAACCCCAACCCACCCCACCAUGCCCACAUCCCUCAGUGCCACAUCCCCACUGUUAUGCAACACCUCCAGGGAUGGUGAUCCCAGCACUCUAUGGGCCGCUGUCCCACUGCAUCACUGCUCCUCCUAAUAUCCAACCUGAAAUGUUCCAACCCCACCUGCUCCUCGCCACGGUUUAUUCCACAGCUGCCACUUCCCUCUUCUUCACGUCUCAUCUAGAAGGAAUUUCCCUGCUCUUUCAGAACACCCCUGACUUCUUCAUGGCACCCUCACAGAUCUUCAACUCUUCUGCUUUUCUUCACCCCUUUUAUCCCAAAACAGUGAGUGUUACCUGCUAUUCCCUCUGUCCCACAGCAGCUCUGGUCACAGCCUUUUUGCACAGGGGCUGCUGCCAUGCACCCCUUGGGGCCUGCUGAGAUUCCCUGCAUCUUCUCACACCAUACAUGGGCAAAGACCUUUGCAACUGUAAAUAUAAGUCAACCUGCUGCCCUUGGCUCGACGCUCACGAAAUCCUAACAGAGAGCCGUGAUUUUUCCUUCAAAGAAGUGAUUCGACCAUACCUUACCACGACCUUAAAGAUGUUUUAUUAUUCUUAUUUUAAAUGAUCAUUUCAACCAAUUUAGCGGAUACAGAUGUAACCGUUACCAGCCUAAUUCCUUGGAUCUCCUCCAGAGGCUCUUAAAGCCGAGAGGUGCAACGUUUACUGCUCUCCCCUCCUCUGGGAGAAGGGCUGUUUUUUAAUGAAAGCCGGAGUCUUUUUGCUGGUAGAUCUGUCACUUAGUUCAUAAGCGCUUUCACAACUCUUAGAUAUACACACCAUUACAGUCCGGUGACUUAUUGCUUUUUAAUUUAUCAAUUUGCACCAUUCCCAGCUCUUCUGCCAUCCCAGCUCUUGGAUCAUACUUCAUCUUUAUUGCUGGCGAGGAGUGACAGGAUCUCAUCAUUAAUACUGGUGGAGCCGGGUUGGGGCAGGUGUCCCUCAAUAACACCGCAAAGAACAGAGCUGUGAUGAACAAGUUUUCUUGUCUUUAUUAGAAAGAGACUAUACAGUAUAGCAGCCUCCCUCUGCGGUACUUUACAACUUUAUUUCUCCCCCCUCCCCCCCUUUUUUAAUUGCUUUUGUUUUUAACCCGGAAUGCUGUACAGCUGACACCAAAAUCUCAACGCGAAGAGAGAGGAAAGGGAAACAUAAUACAAACCGGCAUAGGUAAUCAAAACAAAACCAUGUGAGACAACAAGCAAAGUGAAAUGUUUACCAAUUGUUUUAAUUACAGUACAAACAAUAUAUAAAUAAAGCAUCACGUCGUUGUAAAACAAACUUGCUGAAUGAGGUAAUAUAAAAAAAAAAAAAACCAACAAAAGACGUAUCUUUUAAUAAUUCCCACACUGGCUCGUCAUCAUUUAUACAUUACUAUUUACAGAAACAGAAAACCAACCCAAACAAACCUUGCUCUAAAGCCUGCCUUGUGCUAGGGAGCUCUGCCUCUACCCCAAACACAGUUCUCAGGUGACCCUACUCACCUGGGUGCCCUUCCUCCCUGUCCUAACCAGAAACACAAGCAUCACAAAGCAAAAAGGACGCAACGACACGGGGCUGAGCACCCCUGAACACCAAGUCCAGCCUUUGCAUCAGUCAUGGGUGUAGGGGGACACAGGGAGAAAUGGGGUGCAUGUCCUGGUGGUGAUGGCUGACAUGGAGGUGCCUGUGGGGCUGACACCCAACCACGACCUUUGUGCACCUGAGCCCAGUUCUGCCUCUCCCAACCAGCCCUGGAUUUAGUAACGCCCGUAGGGAUGUGCUGAUCCCCAGCCCAACCUGCCCACCAGUAUGGUCACAAUGAGCAUCACUGAAAGGAAGAGCAGAGAUGCUGUGAGCACACCUGUAGAGGCUUCCCUGCACUGUCAGUACACACGAGGCCUUAGUACAUGUUGGCUGAUGGUUAUGGCUCCCUCAAAGCACCGUGUUAGAGUUAAUGGCCACAGACACCUGGGUAAGGACGAGGAGGUGCCCUGCUCCUCACCAACAUCUCACCACGUCUCCCUCCCUGGUAACACUGUAGGUGCAGGAAGGACCCAAAGCACCAUUGGAUUGGCUGCAGGAGGGCAGACCCUGGGACCAUGCUUAAAUCCAGCCACAAAUUCCAGCAGGUUUAUAACAACGAUCCCUAUCUUCUUCCCUAUCCUCUGGGAAGGAAGUAAUCUGUCCUUAUCCUCAUCCACGUCUCCUCCCCCAGUGCCCACAGGCUGCUGGGCUGCAGUUCCCAUCCCAAGCAUCCAGCUCAGUCCCAGUUUCAGAAUUCGACUGUUGCCAUCUGAAUGAGCUGAAUAUUUGCUCUGAGCCAGGUAUCUUUGUGAACCCUGAGCUCUCCAGAGCCAGCUCCCUCACCUCCCUGCCCUGUGUGGUACUGUGCAGCCCUCCUGUACUCCUGGAAAUAGCUGGCCUGAGCCAAACUGGGAAACGUGCCCAUUUAUCAAUCUGAAAACCUGGCUCCAGCUUUGGGCUGUGACUGAUGUGUAAAUGAGUGCGUGGACACUCAGAGAUUGGCUGAUAGAGGUAUGUUGAGCACGUAUGUGUACACACACACACAAAAAUGCAAAGCACUUUCAAUUAAUCUGGUUAGUGACAUCCAUGCAAUACACUGCUUCACCUUAGGACUUUACUGUGCUUGAUGACCAACUCAGCUCAACCACUGAGAUUCUAGAUGUGGCAUCUACCUGCCAAACUGCACCUAGAGCCUUCCUCAGUCCUUCCUGGGCUUGGGGCUUGCCUCUACCUGGCAAUUAGAGACCAGGGAAGAGCUUUCAGCUUCCUACGAGGCACUGGGGCUGCUCUGAGGUUCCCACUCAGUUGCCCUCACAGUAUUUAGCUACCCUAACAACAGGCAGAGGGAGGUGGGAGGGACAGAAGGAUGAGUCCUCAGAAGCAAAACACACUGAUCAGUUCUGUAGAAUGUGGCAUACACAAAAGAGCGGAUGGUGCAUUCACUGCCAGCAAGCAACACGGUCAUCCCAAAGGCAUGCCAUUAGACCUUGAUAAGCCCCCCCACCCCCCUUCACACUUUGUACAUAACACACAGGUAAACAUUACUAGCUCCGAAGCAUCGCAAAAUAGGGAACUCUUAGGACUGGAAGCAAAUACACGCCCAAAAGUCCAUGGCCAAGAGAAAGCUGAAGCACUGCACAUCAGCAGGACUGACCGCUACCGCCCGAAUAUGCUACAGGGCUUGGAGAGAGGUGAAAUGCAUGAAGACAAAAAGACUUUUCCUCCAUCUGCUCCCAAGAAAUGUUCCCCAAGCACUCAGGGAACAAAAGUAAACUGUGGGAGUUUAUUCAGCCACGCCUGAAAUGAAACACAAGGGCCAAAAUCACCAAAAGCGUGAGUAGUGGUUUGGGGCUGAGGGUGGCACUGAUGAAAAGCUGCCUUGUUUUCAGAGGUCAUGCAACCCUUCCCUCAAAAUGAGACCUAUGGACAGCUCUGAAAAUCUCAGCCAAAACCCCCUGUUUACAAUGUGAGACAUAUUCAGCCAACUCAAGGGAACCGUUGUGAGAUGCAAUCACCAAAUAUUCACCUUAAAAACUGGCCCAUGACAAAAAAACAAACAAAACCUAGAACAGAUCUACCUCCCCUACAGCUUCAGAUAGUCUGCUCUAUUGCAUACUUAUUCAAACAGGAAAUUUCUUUCUAAUAAAAUCAUUUAAACCAGUCUUAUUUUUUCAGUAACCUAGAAUAUAAGAAGUCAGACUUAUUUGCAGAACCUUUUAAUUUGUGGUAGCGAGUGGCUAUUUAGUUUUUUCUUAGCUAUAAACACAAGAAUAGCCAAAAAUGUCCUACCUGAAAUCUUACCCAUGAAUUGGCUGAAAUGGAAGAUGUUCAACAGAGGACCCAAGGCUGACAGACAGAGAUCCCAUGCGCUAACAGCUGUAGCAAGGGGAAACAAAGAGUCCUGAUGAUGAAAGUCCUUAUGCAUCCAGACCGAGUGCCCCACGUUUGGUCCCCAGCACUCUCCUUCUUCCCCUUAGGUUCCUCCAAGUACAACCAACACCCGUUCCCUGUUAAGGUGCAAACACGGCUCCCCGAGACAUUUGUGAAGGGCCCUAAGGAACCCUCUGUGAAAUCUGUGCUUGUCUCCACUAUUACUACUUUACACUAGAAACUACAAAUUACUUCAUUUUUUUUUCCCCCUCCCGAUCUCCAUACAAAUAUAAAAGAUGAAGCUAUCUGAAAACCAUAUCAUCUAAUUAUACUACAUUACAGUGCUGGAGAUCACUGCUAAGAAUGCAUCUGCACUCACACCUCUAUUCCCUUCUUUACAUUACACAGCUUCCUCUUGCCAGGGGAAAUCUCCAAGUGCAGCUAAAGCUCCAUGCACUAACACACAUAAUUUAAGGAAAUGGGGAAAGACAGCAGAGUAAACCAUAUUCAUGUUUACACGGUCAUUAUACACAACAUCCAAGUAGAAAUGCUUACAAACCCUCUCUCCUUUCAAAUAGCUUUUUUGGUCUUCCCAGCUUGGGAUAUACCAAGAUUCUCCAGAAACAGCUUUUCUUCUGCUCCCAUUUAGCAAUGAAACCAGAAACCUGGUAAUGGGAACCCUUGGCCAAAUCUCCGAACUGGCAAGACUCUAUAUUUUCCCAAGAAAAUAGUGAGGAAUAAGUAAAACUCUUCUGAACUCCUGGUAGGUGAAGGUUCAGUUGCCAGAUUCAAUGCGUUUGUCUCACCUCUGCUCCUCAACAGCCAUUAGCCCAACGUAAAUAGAAGAAAAAGUGCUGACGUUAUUAGCAAACACUUCCAUCUUGUGUUUUAGCCACGGUGGAUAAAGUGCAGAGGAAGUGGGAUUUAAAAGGAUCUGGGAUCACGAAAAGGGUUCAGUGGGGGCACUCAGUGAGAAACGCAGCCACAGUCUCAAUUCCCUCAGAUAACACCAACCGAUUUAGUCAAUGCACUAAUUCUUAUUGACCAGAUUUUGGCUUGUAAUUCGCUCACCAUGUUCUCAAAGGGCGUAAGCAGUCUGACAAGUGGGUUCCACAAAAGCAACAAGAGGGACUAAAGGCAAAACGAAGACCUGAAAAUGGACAGAAGACAGAACGCAACAGGGACAGAACAACUCCUGCAGGUUCUCAAAGCCUCUGUAUGUACCGCCUGUCUCUGCACCUGGAUGGCUUCAAGAACACCCUUUGCAAAGCAUAAAUGCAUCCGCCUGGAAAGAGCACGGAGUCCCAAAACCUCAGGGCACAAAGCCAAGGACUGCGAGGCUCAGCUGAUGGAGAUUUUCCCUGGGGAAGCCAAACACAGCCUAUGAGAGCACUGCUUUGACAUCACUGCUGCCAAUGCCGAUACGUCCAAGGAAAAGCUAUGUUUAGGUUAAAAGCAACUGUGUCACGGCUUAAUUAAAGCAUGAGGUUAUUAGUUGGCUAGGCUUGAUACUUCGUUUUUCCUAUAAUACAGUGGAAGUUCCUUUCCUAAAAGAAAGUUCUGUUUUCCAAGGUUCACCUGCAGAAUUCUUGUAAUGAAAGGAGCAUAUAAUUCUUCUACCUGAAGCCUGCACGGCAGCCUGGCUGCCCUUGUUUCUCACAUCUUACACUCAGAAGGUGGCCUAAAACAGAACGUUUCACCUAUGUAAGGAAAAUAUUUUCAAUUAGGGAAUAAAAAAUAAGCUCUGAAAUGGAAGAAGCACUGAGAACUUAACCGUGGCAAAUUUGCCUACAACGUAUCUGAAACAUUGGACUUGAUUUUCCAAGAGGAACAUGCUGGAUGUUCCCAGGGGAACAGCAGGCAGCCUGGGAACAUGUGCUGCACUUCUCCAGCUCACACCGUGCUCCCUGGAAUGGGUGGAAAGCUUGUGAGCACCAAGACACGGGGGCUUUCAGCAUCCCACUCAGCUGAGACUUCAGUGGGCCGUCCUAUCACCGAAGGACCACCCAUCAGUACCAGAGCUGUAUGGGAACAAUGGAGAAACAGCAAUUAUCUCUCAAAAGUAAAAUAAUAAUAAUAAUAAUAAAACCCUAGCGUGAACAGAAUGAGAUGUAGCACUAAUCUGAUGCAGCCAGCCUCGGCUAGAUGGAGAAAGACCCCCCUAUGGUCAGAGGUCAGUACAGUAUCAAAAUAUGACAAAACAACAGCACAGAACAAGGAAAGCCAGUCAGUAUUCUCAAACCUUCACCUCUGGGCUUUGCUUUUCCACCAUGAUUUUAUGAUUUUAUACCCAAUCUGUAAUUUUCUCUCACUCUCUCUUUUUUCCCUAAGAUACCCAGAGUAAUUUUUUCUCCUUCUCAGUUUUGGUGUCGACCUAUAUUUUGUUUAGCAAUUGCUAUCGUCCUCCCAUCCAUAUGUCAAUUGAAAUACCGAGCCCC